AGUUUUGGUUCUACCAAUUCUCCAUUGAACAGCGACCAGGGAAUUCGCACAGAGUUCUGAGCGCAACAGCAACAACAACAAGAAUAUAAAGAACUAUAAGAGCGACAAAUCAACGGAUAGCAGGAUGGCCACCAGCGGUAUUGUCGAGUCAUUUCCCACGGGUGCCCUGGUACCCAAGGCGGAGACUGGAGUGCUAAACUUCCUGCAAAAAUAUCCAGAGUAUGACGGUCGCGACGUCACCAUAGCCAUAUUCGAUUCCGGCGUCGAUCCCCGGGCAACGGGACUGGAGACGCUGUGCGAUGGGAAAACCGUAAAAGUGAUAGAGCGAUACGACUGCUCUGGAUGCGGCGACGUGGACAUGAAGAAAAAAGUGACUCCAGAUGAAAGUGGCAGCUUUAAGGGUCUAUCCGGCAAUACACUUAAACUGAGUCCAGACCUUAUUGCCCUCAACACCGAUCCGGACAAGGCGGUGCGAGUGGGCCUCAAGAGCUUCAGCGAUUUGGUGCCCUCCAAGGUAAGGAACAACAUCGUUGCUCAGGCCAAGCUUAAGCACUGGGACAAACCGCAUAAGACAGCUACUGCCAAUGCCAGCCGCAAAAUUGUUGAGUUCGAGUCACAAAAUCCAGGGGAAGCCUCCAAGCUGCCCUGGGACAAGAAGAUUAUCAAGGAGAAUCUGGACUUUGAGCUGGAGAUGCUCAAUAGCUACGAGAAAGUGUACAGCGACAUUAAAACCUCCUACGACUGCGUCCUCUUCCCAACGGCCAAUGGCUGGCUGACAAUUAUCGACACCACAGAGCAAGGAAAUCUGGAUCAAGCCCUGCGUAUAGGCGAAUACACGCGGACACACGAGACCCGCAACGUGGACGAUUUCCUCUCCAUAUCCGUGAACGUUCACGACGAGGGCAACGUAUUGGAGGUGGUAGGCAUGUGCUCGCCUCACGGCACUCACGUUUCGUCUAUUGCCAGUGGGAACCAUAGUUCCCGGGAUGUGGAUGGCGUAGCCCCGAAUGCAAAGAUCGUAUCGAUGACCAUCGGUGAUGGACGACUUGGCUCCAUGGAGACCGGUACUGCUUUAGUACGGGCCAUGACAAAGGUAAUGGAGCUGUGUCGCGAUGGACGACGCAUCGACGUUAUCAACAUGAGUUACGGCGAGCAUGCAAAUUGGUCGAAUACUGGCCGCAUUGGAGAGCUGAUGAACGAGGUUGUCAACAAGUACGGCGUUGUCUGGGUUGCCUCUGCUGGUAACCAUGGCCCGGCUCUCAGCACCGUCGGGACUCCACCGGACAUCAGCGAGCCAAGUCUGAUCGGCGUGGGUGCCUAUGUAUCGCCACAGAUGAUGGAAGCAGAGUAUGCAAUGCGAGAGAAACUGCCUGGCAACGUGUACACCUGGACAUCGCGGGAUCCAUGUAUCGACGGCGGUCAGGGCGUGACCGUGUGCGCUCCAGGAGGAGCCAUAGCUUCCGUGCCACAGUUCACCAUGAGCAAAUCACAGUUGAUGAACGGUACAAGCAUGGCAGCGCCUCACGUGGCCGGCGCGGUGGCGCUGCUCAUCUCAGGACUGAAGCAACAGAACAUCGAGUAUUCGCCGUACAGUAUUAAGCGAGCGAUCAGCGUCACUGCCACCAAACUAGGCUACGUAGAUCCCUUUGCCCAAGGACAUGGUUUGCUCAAUGUGGAAAAGGCCUUUGAACAUCUAACGGAGCACCGGCAGUCGAAGGAUAAUAUGCUGAGGUUCUCCGUGCGUGUGGGAAACAACCAGGCCAAGGGCAUUCACCUGCGCCAAGGCGUUCAGCGCAAAUUCAUUGAUUAUAACGUGAACAUUGAGCCAAUCUUCUUUAAUGACAAGGAGGCGGAUCCCAAGGACAAGUUCAACUUCAAUGUGCGCUUGAAUCUCAUUGCUUCACAGAGCUGGGUGCAGUGUGGAGCUUUCCUGGAUCUCAGCUAUGGCACCCGAGCAAUUGUGGUGCGCAUAGAUCCAACUGGACUCCAACCAGGCGUUCACAGCGCCGUGAUUCGUGCAUACGAUACCGACUCUGUGCAAAAGGGUGCUCUCUUUGAGAUUCCCAUCACGGUGAUCCAGCCUCAUGUGCUGGAGUCUGAUCAGAACACACCCGUCUUUGAACCUGUCUCUACCAAGGGAGAUAAUAGCGUGGAGUUCCAGCCAAACACCAUUCAGAGAGACUUUAUCCUGGUGCCUCAAAACGCUACUUGGGCGGAGCUGCGCAUGCGCAUCACCGAUCCCAAUCGUGGCAAGGACAUUGGCAAGUUCUUCGUACACACGAACCAGCUGCUUCCCAAGCAAUCUUGCCGGAAACUCGAAACUAUGAAGAUCGUAGGUGUGGGCUCGGAAAAAGAAUCUACCUUGGCUUUCAAGGUUAAGUCUGGCAAGAUUUUGGAGCUCUGCAUUGCCAAGUAUUGGUCGAACUAUGGUCAGAGCCAUCUGAAAUACAGCCUUGUUUUCCGCGGGGUGGAAGCCCACAAUCCCAAUGCUUAUGUUAUGCAUGCCGGAAGAGGUAUUCACAAGCUGGAGAUCGAGGCCCUGGUUUCGGAGGAUGUUCAGCCGCUGUUGCAGCUGAAGAAUGCUGCUGUGGUUCUUAAGCCCACCGAGGCCAAGAUCUCGCCGCUAAGCGCCACCCGGGACGUUAUCCCAGAUGGACGACAGGUGUACCAGAAUCUGUUAGUCUAUAAUUUGAACGUGACCAAGCCCGCAGAGGUGGCUCUGUACGCACCCAUCUUUAACGACUUGCUGUACGAGGCGGAAUUUGAGUCCCAGAUGUGGAUGCUGUACGAUGCGAACAAGGCCCUGGUGGCGACCGGCGAUGCUCACUCCCAUACCUUCUUUACAAAGCUCGAAAAGGGUGACUACACAGUUCGAUUGCAGGUGCGUCACGAGAAGCGGGAACUACUGGAGAAGAUAUCGGAGGCCAACCUGGUGGCCUCCUUUAAACUGGCAAACAUGCUAUCGCUCGACUUCCACGAAAACUACAACCAGUGUAUCGUGGGAGGCCGGAAGUUUGUCUCUGCCCUGAUGAGAGGAUCCACGCGUGUUCUGUACAUCGCCCCCAUUACCCAAGAGCGCCUCACCAAGGCCAAUCUACCCGCCCAAUGCGCCUGGCUGAGCGGUAACCUGGUAUUUCCGCAAGAUGAGGCCGGCAGACGGGUAGCUUUGCAUCCCUUCACCUAUAUCCUCAAUCCGGCAGAGAAAAAGGCACACACGAAUGGUUCAGGGAAUGGUACCAUUGCUGCGGGAUCCACAGCUGCAGCCGCCGCCGCCGUCACUGCCAAUGCGGCUAAACCCAAAGCUCCUGGUACUCCACAGGCGGCCACAUCGGUGAACAAUCCGGCUGCUGGCGAUGGAAUCACAGUCCAAAACGAUGCGCCUGUUGACGUCAGUACCAGCCCUGCUUCGCCGAAAAAGGGCAAGGCCAAUGCCGACGACUAUGCCGAAAGCUUGCGCGACUUCCAGUGCUCGCACAUUGUCAAGUGUGAGCUGGAAAUGGCUGAGAAGAUCUACAACGAUGUCGUGGCUACCCAUCCCAAACACUUACAGGCUAACCUGCUGCUCAUCCAAAACAUUGAGUCAAACCAGUUGAAGUCCCAACUGCCUCUUGCUUUUGCUAAUGCCCAGAAGGCAUCUCCCCCGGAGGCAGGAGAGGGUUCUGAUAAACAGAAGGAAGAUCAAAAGAAACUGCGCAGCGCCCUCGAACGCAUUGUCAAGCUGGCAGAUAAGGUGAUCCAGGAGACCGAUGCCGAGGCACUGCUCUCAUACUACGGACUAAAGAAUGAUACUCGCGCCGAUGCAGCUAAGAUUAAGACAAAUAUGGACAAGCAAAAGAACAAUCUCAUCGAGGCGCUGAGCAAGAAGGGCAUUGCUCUUUCCAAGCUGGCCGUUUUAGAUGACAACAUUAACGAUCGCCUGGUCGAGAUCAACGAUCUGUACACGGAGAUUAUUAAGUUCGUGGACGCCAAUGACUCCAAGGCUAUUCAGUUCGCCCUGUGGCAUGCCUAUGCCCACGGUCACUAUGGAAGAAUGUACAAGUACGUGGUGAAGCUGAUCGAGGAGAAGCGCUCUCGCGAUCACUUCGAAGAGCUGGCCGCCAUUAACGGCGCCCUGGGUCACGAGCACAUCCGGACUGUCAUCAACCGUAUGAUGGUCACUGCCUUUCCCAGUAGCUUCCGUUUGUUCUGAGCACCGUAAAAUAGUAGUCGCAACAAAAAUUCACGCUUCGAUGCGAUCAUUGUUUUUUAUAACUAAUGUAAUCCAUAUGUAUAUGAAUAAAUGCUAUUAAUUGAAAUUAAAAA
Molecule: messenger RNA, 4302 nt
Organism: Drosophila eugracilis
Lineage: Eukaryota; Metazoa; Arthropoda; Insecta; Diptera; Drosophilidae
Gene: TppII
Product: tripeptidyl-peptidase 2
Exons: 12
Coding region: 125-4189 (1354 amino acids)
Biological process (GO): proteolysis
Cellular component (GO): cytosol
Molecular function (GO): serine-type endopeptidase activity; tripeptidyl-peptidase activity
Source: RefSeq, a predicted model, not a curated record